CUUUCAACUUUGACCUAUAUGUUGUUUACAAUAAUCCUAUCCUCGUUCAAGAUUUAGAACGUCGAGUCAGCAUAACUUGAUACAAGAAAAUCAUGGCAGUUACGUUCGCUCUUCCUGCAGAUUUUGGAUAUGUUAUCCUUACAUCUAUUGCAUCUAUUUUUGUUUUGAUGUGGAAGGGUUUUAAGGUCGGUGAAGCAAGGAAAAAGUAUGAAGUCCCGUAUCCAAAGAUGUACAGCGAUGAUGAUAGAUUUAACUGUGUACAGAGAGCUCAUCAAAAUACGCUUGAAAACUAUCCACAGUUUCUGAUCUUGUUGGUGUUUGCUGGUUUGACAUUUCCAAAAUUAUCAGCUGCAGCAGGAAUGGUUUGGAUUGUUGGACGUGUUUUCUACGCAUUGGGAUAUUACAGCGGAGAUCCCAAAAAAAGGAUGAGAGGAGUUUUUGCAUAUAUAGGUCUCCUGACUCUCCUGGUCUGUUCCAUCAUUACAGCAUUGAAAAUGCUCGGAUAUGUUAAUUUUGUUUAAACAACAUGAACAAAGAGUACUCUGAUUUUGUUAUACAUUGAAUACUAUAGACUGAUAUUUGUUAUACAUUUUAUAAUACUAUGAAUCCUAUACAUUUAUAAACAUUGAAUUCUAUACAUUUGUAAUACAUGUACUUUGACUUCUUUACAUUUGUAUUACUUUGAAUUCUAUACAUUUGUAAUACAUUGAAUUCUAUUCAUUUGUAAUACUAUUGUACAUUGAAUUCUAUACAUUUGUAAUACAUUGAAUUCUAUACAUUUGUAAUACAUUGAAUUCUAUUCAUUUGUAAUACUAUUGUACAUUGAAUUCUAUACAUUUGUAAUACAUUGAAUUCUAUACAUUUGUAAUACAUUUAAAUUCUAUACAUUUGUAAUACAUUUAAUUCCAUACAUUUGUUAUACAUUGAAUUCUAUACAUUUGCAAUGCAUUUAAUUCUAUACAUUUGUAAUACAUCUGCAAUACAUUGAAUUCUAUACAUUUGUUAUACAUUUGUAAGACAUUGAAUUCAUUACAUUUCUAUACAUUUGUAAUCCAUUGAAUCCUGUACAUUUGUAAUACAUUAAAUUCUAUGCAUAUGUUAUACAUUUAAUUCGAUACAUUUAUAAACAUAAGUCCCAUACAUAUUACAGUACACUUAAAGAGGCCAUGAUUUAUAUAUGUGUAACAUUACUAAGAAACAAUUUAGACUUAUUUACUUUUUAUGUAUCAUGACAGCACAAAGUGAUGUAACUUUUUUUUUAUAAAAGUAAUAAAUUUUCAUGUUUACAAUUUAUGUGUUUUUAAAUAUACAUUUGUUGUGAAUAUGUAUAUAUAUAUAUAUGUAUGUCUAACAUUUUAAACAAUAAAAAAAUAAUUAAUAUAUUUAAAAA
Molecule: messenger RNA, 1390 nt
Organism: Mytilus trossulus (common blue mussel)
Lineage: Eukaryota; Metazoa; Mollusca; Bivalvia; Mytilida; Mytilidae
Product: glutathione S-transferase 3, mitochondrial-like
Exons: 5
Coding region: 93-521 (142 amino acids)
Cellular component (GO): nuclear envelope; endoplasmic reticulum; membrane
Molecular function (GO): glutathione transferase activity; glutathione peroxidase activity
Source: RefSeq, a predicted model, not a curated record